ACAAAAAAAACAUUUCCAUUUAUUCAGUCAUAUUUGAACUUAUUUUGAACAGAGUAGUGUUGAAGGAUCGAAGGACUACACCAAAACCAAGCUCACUAUGAAAUAGAGUUUGUGAGAAGUUCUAAAAAUGGGGAGGAAUCUUGGAAACAUCUGAUAUCUCCAUUAUCACUGAAUUCAUCAUUCAUCUCACUAAGUAGUUUAAGCAUUAAGCAGUCUACCAAAUCGGGAUAUCAGAUUGCAGCGGAAGUACAAUUCUAUGGAGCUCCCAUUUGGUGAAUGUGAAGAAGCUAAUGUGCUCUCUUUUCUAUUUUGAUAAGUCAUUAUUUGAUGCAUUCUGUAUGCCAUUAUGUUGCAUUGCUACUCUCCUUUAGUAUUACCUCUUCCGAAUUCCUGUUCUGCUUUCAGUACCGUGAUCUCCCCUUAUUGGAGCAUUUUUCUUUGAGUCAUGUCCUUCUCUUUAUAAUUCGCCAUGCUUUGGUUGACAGGUAUUUGAGCCAAUAGAUGUGAAUCAUUCGACCCGUCUUUGAGGGUCGACGUGACUGGAAUACGAGGAGCUUAUUUGGACUGAGCAUAAAAUCAGGAGUAUCUGCAUUUGUAUAGCCAACGUGAUACAGAUCAGGGAGAUCACGGUACUGAAAGCAGUGACACUAAAAAAUGCGUAGUGUCAGGCAUGAAGAGCAGAUGAAGAUUAGAUUAAAGAUAACAAGUUACUGUUUCAGACUAGGGUGUUGGUGAAAGAUGAUUGUGAGAUCGUUCAACACUGAAGGGAAGGUGUCUUUAAGUUGUUGGUUCGUUUAAAGGUAGCUAGUCAGAUCAUAUAUUGCCUCCAAGAGGAGGAAUUGCUGGUUAGGAUGAAAACAAUCAGGGAUUCUCUCUUCCUUUUCUUAGAGCUUGAACAAGGCGAGACACUCAGUUUAGUUGUGCAUGUUUAUCCGGAGGAAUGGACGCAUCUCUUCAUGGCUGGUGGUGGAGGACGGGUGUCUCGAGGAGAAAACUUCAGGGAUAUUUCUCUCAUUCUGGGAAAACUUCAGAGGGAAAACUGAUGGUUACCAAGAUUGUCUCCAGCUAAAAUCACAACCUACUUGGCAUUCACAGACUUGUUCGUGAGCGUAAGUGCUACUAAAUGCGCAGUCUUAGGUACGGUGACCAGAUAAAUAUCAGGUUAUAGAUAACAAAUUACUGUAUCAGACUAGGGUGGUGAUGAAAGAUGAUUGUAUCAACAUUCAGCAUUGGAUGGUGCUCUUACUGUUCUCGGUUUGUUCAAAGGCAAUCCUAAGGCAAUUGGCUUCAAGAACUGAUUCAAUGGUGUCAUAGUAGAUCUCCGUAUGCUCUAUGGUGCCUCUGUUGCAGAUGGCUAGUCAGAUUUUUUAAUGGUUGAGUUAUAAACAAAUAGGGAUUUCUGCCUUUCUGGGAGCUCAAUAGGGACACCCAGCUUGGUUGCACACGUUGAUUCGAAGCGUAACUGGUGGUGGUGGAGGUCUACUGAGGAGCAAGUUUCAGGCAAAGCAUCCUAAUGCUAUCAUUAACAAUGACAGGUUACGAUUCGAGCAACUAAUCAACGAGGAUGAAUCCUCCAUUGAUCAAAUAAAUGAGCAAUCCUGUGAUACCACACUCCAUGUAGCGUCCAGAUAUGGGCAUGCACAUUUUGUGUCUCAAAUAGUGAGUUUGAGACCUCUUUUGGUUGAGGCUCUAAAUGUACACCGAGAAACUCCGAUUCACGAGGCUUGUCGCCGUGGAAGUCUAAACGUGCUGGACUUGCUCUUGGCAGUUAAACCGAGUGUAGCGCAUUGUCUUAACAGCAGCAAGGAAAGCGCUAUGUUUUUGGCUUGUAAAUAUGGAUACCAUCAAUUAGUCAAGCGUUUGAUAGAGAUCGAUGUUCCUGUUGAUUUAUUCUGUCUGCAUAUUGCCGUGUCGCGUGGACAUACAGACAUUGUCCAAGAAAUGAUAGAAAAAUGGCCAAAUUUGGCCGAAGAAGCUGAUGAAAAUGGACUAAACCUGCUACAUUAUGCUUGUAAAUAUGGUGAAGCAGAGAUAACAGGAACAGUCCUUAAUCUGAGUCCUGACCUGGUCCUGUCAUAUGAUAAUAAUGGCCUCACGCCCUUACAUCUCGCAGCAGUCCACAACAAUGGAGCAAUUUUUAAGGAAUUCGUGGCACAAGGUUUCUUCACUUUCUUGGCUUUAACAAAGCAGCAUGAAACUGUUCUUCAUCUUCUUGUUCGCCAUAACCAUUAUGACGCAUUUUUAAGCUUGAUGAAACUUCUUAAUGACGACUCUAGCCACGACCUCUUCCUCUGCCGCGAUCAACAAGGGAACACUCCCUUGCAUCUUGCUCUUUCUGGAAACUGCUAUCAGAUUGCAGAGUAUUUGAUCAACAAAUCAACCAAAGAACAGCUGUUUGAUACUAGAAAUGACGCAGGGUUUACAGCUCUGGACAUUCUGAACAAUUCUGGAGAAGAAGAUUUGAGCAAAAGGCAUCUAAGAGAAUGUCUGUUACAAAUCAACUCAAGAUUAAUUAAGUCGCCUUCUACUGGUGAACCGAUCCAGAAAUGUGAAGUGAAUGAUGAGCAUCCAGAGGACAGGGUUCAAUCAAAGAAAUCUUCGUCAACUUCUUCAGCUGAAAAUGUUGUAUCUCAGGACGACAAAGCAAAAGCAAGUUAUCAAGAGCCCUUAUAUGAAGCUGUGAAAGCAAUUCUCGACGUUCUACAGGAAGAUAAAGAUCGCCGUAAGAAUAGACGAGAGAAGAGGAUGCAAGAAAUGCACAUGGAAGGCCUUCAAAAUGCAAGAAACACGAUCAACAUAAUUGCAAUCUUAAUCGCAACAGUAACAUUCACAGCAUGCCUAAGCCCUCCAGGUGGAUUCUUCCAAGCAGGACCUUACAUAGGUAAGCCAGUGUUAGGCGAAACAACAGCAUUUAAGGUGUUCUCUAUCAGCAAUGAUGCUGCCCUGUUCUUGUCUCUAGGCAUCGUCGUUAUACUUGUUAGCAUCAUUCCAUUUCGUAUCACACCAAUGCGGAAGGUGUUGGCUCUAACGCAUAAGCUCUUAUGGCUUGCGGUAGCUUUCCUAGCCACGGCAUAUAUUGCAGCAAGGUGGGCUACAACCCCAGAAGUUGAACACCGGAAAUGGACGUUCGGAGUUGUAUUGUCUAUCUGUUGUGUGUUUUUGGUGAUAAUUUUCGUUGGAUUAAGUAUUAAGCUGAUCAAUGACAAGCUGAAGAAGCAGAGAAACCAGCAAAUCCUUUCUGCGAGGACGUUUUCAGUGGAUUCUGAUAUGCAAAGUCAAGUUAAAUCUGGGUAUAUCACCUAUUAGUGU
Messenger RNA from Spinacia oleracea (spinach), 3309 nucleotides. Its product is annotated as ankyrin repeat-containing protein At2g01680-like. Gene Ontology annotation, molecular function: protein binding. Gene Ontology annotation, cellular component: plasma membrane. Bases 1816 to 3306 code for a protein of 496 amino acids. NCBI's taxonomy places the organism in Eukaryota, Viridiplantae, Streptophyta, Magnoliopsida, Caryophyllales, Amaranthaceae. The record is from RefSeq and is a predicted model, not a curated record. The transcript has 10 exons.